AUGGGAGCACUGGAAUUUUUACCAAUCGAUUCGAUGUUCUCACGAUCUGUAAUACUGAACAAUCAAGUACAUAAUUCGAUGAACUCCAUGGUUUCCACUUAUGAGCUUUUCGCUGCUGCUGCUGCUGCUGCUGCUGCUGCUGCUGCUGCUGCUGCUGCUGCUGCUGCUGCUGCUGCAGCCAAUCAGGAGACGCGGAUUCCGACCGAUCUAAUGGGCCUGGCACAUGCAAUCAGGCUGGCUGAAUAUCGGAAAGCUGAUAGCUGA
Molecule: messenger RNA, 264 nt
Organism: Echinostoma caproni
Lineage: Eukaryota; Metazoa; Platyhelminthes; Trematoda; Plagiorchiida; Echinostomatidae
Source: the annotation of a GenBank genome assembly